ACGUAAUAGGGAAACUUUGUUUAUAUAGCAAAUUGGGCUUAUGGGCUAUUUCUGUUAUAGUUGGCAAAUGCGGUGAUUACUUUUGGUCUAUACGAACUUUCUAGUUCGCACAUGCAUUGUUGCUGUUAAACCAUUACCUGUUUACGUCAAAGCAUCGUGUAAGUUAGCUUUAGCAUUUACAAAAGCGUAUUUUAAACAGAGAAAUGAAGGGUAAUAGUAAACACGUAUUUGAGCCGACGCAUGUUUUUGCCAAUUUAUCUCCGCGGAUUUUUUCGCCGGAAAAUGAAAAUAAAAACGAAAAUCAGCACAGAAGAGUGGAGGUUUCCGGCACUGCUGAGUUCACCAUUCCACCAGAUCUGUGUAUUUUAACUGUGGUGAUAGAAAAUAAGAAGGAAAAAGCUGAAGAAGCGAAAGCAAGUGUUGCCAGAAGAUCGGAAUAUAUCACACAGACCUUAAUAAGCCAUGGGGUGCAGAACCACGACAUAGAAGUAACAGAAAACUUGUCGCGCAUCGGUGGUCGUGGAUUUUUUCACAUGGAGGCGCAAGUAGAUGCAACAUUUCACAAUGAUCUUCAAAAAUGUCUUCGACUAAGCAAUUUGUUUGUUGAAAAGUUAGACAGAAGUGUUAAAGUGUUGUCACCUGUACUUAAACACGACACGCAGAGGCUUGAAGCCACCAGAAAACAGACCUGUCUUACAGCUCUGGCAAACGCGAGGCAAAAAGCUGUUGAAGUAUGUCGGCUUAUGGGCCAAACCCUAGGAAGGCCUGUAUUUAUAACUGAAAAUGUGGUCCGGGAAUGGCGGGGGUGUGGCUCUCCUGAACAAAGUGACCCCCCUGGCGGUGUAGAAGGCCCUUUACCUACGGUAGAAGAUGUAAUUUCAGGUCCUAUAAAUGUCCAACGGCGCAUGAAGGAACAGAGUGUUACAGUGCGAGUUGAUGUAACUGCUACAUUUGACAUCCGUUGCAAACUUGAGAAAGAGAAGAAAUAAUUUUUCUAUAAUUUCUUGGCAGAUUUCCUGAAAAAAUGGUUUUCAUCUCUAAUGGGUAAAUAUUCUGAAAAAAGGGGACUUUUUUGCUAAAUACUUUUUAUGAUUGUAUUCAUGGAAAAUCUUCAAAAUUCUUUUCUCUUAUGUUCUUCAGGUCUUUGAUGGUCAUUGCAUGCAAGAUAACUUUCUGUUUAAUGUGGUAAAUGCAAUAAAUAGGCCAUGGCACACAAUACAAUUUUUCUCCGGACAAUACCCCAUCCUAUUGUUUAAUACAGGGUUGCUUUUCGUUUUCAGAUUCUCACACUUAAAAGUUUAGAAAAAUGGCUUUUUAGAUAUAUAUCUUGUUUUGCAUUUUGUUGAUGCAAAAAAAAAUUCGGGCCGUACGAGCUUUAUUUAGAUGUUUUAACUUGCUUUCAUAUAGUUGAUAACCGUGUCAAAAUACGCUUUGGAAAUAUUGGUUUAUUGGUACACUUUAUUACCGCACUGUGUUUAAUUUGUGUUAUCACUUUUUAGUUGCGCUUAUGUACUAAAUAUAGUGUUUCUCUUUAAUAUUGGUACUCUUUAAAAUGACUUACUGUUAGUGAAACGUCGUUGUAUGGUUUUAGAAAUUGUCUAUAUAUAUCUACUCCUAAAAGUCAAAUUUAUAUAGUAGGGUGGGGUAAGACAGGACACCUUUAGCACAUAUUUUCCGGGUUGUGAUUUAAACAAUUAACAACGGCCUUUGAAAGUCGUUCCUACCGAGUGGCACGAAAAAAAUAAAAUGGAAAGUUGUCCCAUCUUCCCCUAAUGUUUUAAUUUUUUGCAAUUGUAUCUUGAUAAAAAUUUAGCGCUUUAAAGCUGGUUUGGUUUUCGGAAAUAUGAAUUAUUAAUUUAACCAUGCCGACCGCACUGUGGGUGUCAGAUUCGUAAACCUUAUGCAUAUUUAUGAUGUGAAUAUCUUGUACUGCUACUUUGGUAAAAACAGAACAACGUUUUAAAUUAAGUAAUGGCGUUAUGACGCACAAAGACGCUUGCCUUAGGACUAAUUUUGGGUUUAGGACGUACUAAGCUGUUUUAUGUACGACAUUUCAAGAUUAAAUGUCAGCAAGAAAUGUCAUAGCAAUUAUAUAUUUUCAAAAAUUUGAUAAAACUUUUUCAAGCUGUAAUUAUUAUUAAAUGUCACGUGUUACUUGAGAAUUUAGACUGUAAGUAUUAGACUACAUUACAAUAUGGAUCUUAGCAUUUAGGAACUCAUAACCAUCUUUAUAUAAAUAGGCUACGGUUUAGCGGUUGUCGUUGCUAUAAUGUAUACAUUGGCGUUUAUAUAUGCAUUUGAACUUAUUUUUUAUUGCACAAUGUCAAUUAAAGUUUAAAAAAUGUGUCACUAA
Ciona intestinalis (vase tunicate) is the source of this 2353-nucleotide messenger RNA. NCBI's taxonomy places the organism in Eukaryota, Metazoa, Chordata, Ascidiacea, Phlebobranchia, Cionidae. The record is from RefSeq and is a predicted model, not a curated record.